CCCGCGCGGGGCGGGGCUAGGGCUGUCCCUAGUCCCCGGCGCCUCCUCCGUCUGGGUCUCCGCCUCCGGGACCUGCGGCGGCGGUGAGGUCCGGAGUGCAGCUUCCCCGCGGGCGGGCGGCGCGAUGGGUUGCGGGAACUCCACGGCCACCAGCGGGGGCGCGGGCCGAGGUCCAACAGGAGCAGUUAAAGAUGCGACAGAAGACUCCAUAACAGAGGACGACAAGAGGAGAAACUACGGCGGCGUGUACGUUGGCCUGCCCUCCGAAGCGGCCAGCAUGGUAUCUAGUCAAGCCAAGACAGUACGGAAAAAUUAGAGGAAGAAAACAGGAUGACUGGAUAUUCAAGAGCUUGCUCAUGAAUUUGGAAGGAAUUUGGCUCCAGGGACAUUGUAUCUUCAAACAAACUCCGAAAGGCUGUCCCCUGCUGUGCCAGCUCCCCAAAUCCUAAGCGUGCAGUUAAAGCCUUGGGUACAUACUGGAUGUUGUCAAGACUUCAUGCACACUGCGGGGACUUCGUGUCAUCCACCAUUGAGAGCCGGAAAGGCUGUGGCUACCCGGCCUGGGCCACCAGGCAGCAUAGCGUUUCCCAUCCUGGCCAUUCAACACAGUUCACAGAAAUCAUAUCUUUUCACUGAUACUCUUUUGAUAGUUUUUAUAUAACACAACCCCCUUAUUGUAUUUAUAACAUGAUCUUAGGGCCGCAUAAAGGGAUUAUCUGAAGUGAUAUAUUGCCUCGUCCUUGGAUGUUUCGACUUUGUUGUUUUUUAGCUGUGAAAUUGGUAAAUAGAGUCUCAGAACCAUCUCCCUGUCUUACUAGUUGGUUUAAAAUUUUUAUUUAAAUGUAAGAGAAUUCCCUCUGUUGAGAGCAUUGCAGUAUUUGGAAAUGAACUGGUUAAGUUUGCACGCUAUCCACAAGUGUGAAUUAAAUUCCCGCUUUCUUUAUUCUGAAGCUUGUAUGUGAUCUCCAUCUGCCCAGUUGUCCAUUCUCCCCGUGUGUAAUCAGAGCGUCUCACCAUGUUGAUUCCCUACUGUCUCGUAGGUCUUAGGGUUGAUGUUUAGUGGGAUUUCUGUAAAGUUCCUGAUUUGCUGACAACAUGUAUACCUACUUAUGACUGCUGUAAGUGACUCAGUUUACCAGUGUACUUCAACAAUUAAAUAUUUUUAUCCCCCUUUA
Molecule: messenger RNA, 1175 nt
Organism: Peromyscus californicus insignis
Lineage: Eukaryota; Metazoa; Chordata; Mammalia; Rodentia; Cricetidae
Gene: CUNH12orf75
Product: chromosome unknown C12orf75 homolog
Exons: 6
Coding region: 125-316 (63 amino acids)
Source: RefSeq, a predicted model, not a curated record